UAGAUUAUCAUGGAUACACAUCAAGCCAAACAAACACUUGCUGAUAUUGAAGCCCGGCACGCCGAUAUUAUCAAAUUGGAAAAUUCGAUAAGAGAAUUGCACGAUAUGUUCAUGGAUAUGGCUAUUUUGGUCGAGAGUCAGGGUGAAAUGAUUGAUCGCAUAGAAUACCAUGUUGAACAUGCGGUCGAUUAUGUUCAAACAGCAACGCAAGAUACCAAAAAAGCGUUCGAAUUUGAGACUAAAGCUCGUCGGAUACUUUUUGAGUGAUGAAACGAAUUAUGGUGAAUUUGAAUUUUAUGCUCAUAUUUUUUAUUUAAUUUAAAACACGUGCACUAACGACAAAUAAGUGCAUAAUAUCUCAAAGCGCCAAUCAAAUUUUUAUUAUCUAAUGUUGUUUAAAAAUCACAUUAAUUUUUCGUAUAGUAUUUUUCUGAGUCUUGAACAGAAUUAAAGUGAUUUUAGCAGAGAUUACUAUGAGAUAUUUUUAUUCAUAUGGGAUAGAAAUAUCGCAUAAAAAUAUCAGAUAUUUUUCAUGCGUUGCGUUGUUGUAACGCAUCUGCAGUACAAAAUUCAUAUUUCUUUCUGCGUGCCAAGUAAAUUUUGCUGAAUUCGGCUCGGAUCAGUCUCAAAUUCGACUUGGCUCCCAGGAGGGAAUAUGAAUUUUGUACUGCAGAUGCGUUACAACAACGCAACGCAUGAAAAAUAUCUCAUAGUAAUCUCUGGAUUUUAGAUUCUAUGUUCAUAUUAUUUAUUUAAUUUAAACCAAAGGCAGUGUAUUUCAAAAAAGAAAUAAAAUCAAGAUCUUUUAAUUCAUUUUGCAAAUAAAUAUAUUACUUCAAAGUUACUUUGAUGAAAUACAUUUCAUGUAGUGCGCCAAAAAAUAGUUUGUUGUGAAACAACAAAAUAGAUUAAGUAACUGAAAACUCAUUUGUGUUUGAUUUGCUUUUAAUUUCUUUUUUGUAUUUACCGCUUUCUUCAACACUCUAAAAAAUAUUGGCAAGUCAUCUCUUUCCCUCUGUUACCACCACCAAUACGUCAAUUUAUUUUGAUUUUCCCAACUAUUUUCGUUUCAAAUUGAAAUUUAUGUCUCUCCCUUUAUCUGUGUGUGUGUGUCCGUCCAUUCAACACACAAAUUAAAUUCAAUUACAUUUACAUAAUAUAAAAAAUACCUGAUUGAUGAACAAAUUAACAAAGUACAAAGCAAGACAUAAAUUAUUAUACAUUUAAGUUUCCUAAUGUGAUUUUAAUUAACAUAUCAAAUAAUCUCAAUAUUUUUUUUAUUAUUUAAAUGGGAAAUCCGAAGAAUUAUAUAAGAAAAAAAAAUAAUGAAAAAAAACUAAUUAUAAGAGAAGCAAUUAAAGCAUUAAAAAUGUAUACUAGUUUUAAGUGAAAUGUAAUUGGCCUUAGGGCAGCAUGUUGAUGGAUCAUUGCACGCGAACUCUUGUCCGCAGAUCCAUCAGCUGAAACGAUGAACAAUCAAUAAAUAAUAAAUACAUUUGCUUGUGUGACAAUCGAAA
Molecule: messenger RNA, 1517 nt
Organism: Sitodiplosis mosellana (orange wheat blossom midge)
Lineage: Eukaryota; Metazoa; Arthropoda; Insecta; Diptera; Cecidomyiidae
Product: syntaxin-1A-like
Exons: 3
Coding region: 10-267 (85 amino acids)
Biological process (GO): exocytosis; synaptic vesicle fusion to presynaptic active zone membrane; intracellular protein transport
Cellular component (GO): plasma membrane; SNARE complex; presynaptic active zone membrane
Molecular function (GO): SNAP receptor activity; SNARE binding
Source: RefSeq, a predicted model, not a curated record